AUGUCACCACCCGGCAUUACUCCACAAUAUCCCGUCUUCUCCAGUGAAGAUCUCACAAGGCCGGUUACCGGUUUGAGAAGACCAUUAGUACCACCCCCAAGAAGAUAUUUCGGCGGUGAUUACGACCCUCAACCUAGUUUUUCAUCAGAUACUGGACGAGCUCUCCGUGUUCGAGAAGAUCUCUUUUACGGUAAUAGAGAGAGAGACGCUUCCAUGUCUUCCCGUGCUCGUACCCACGAUGAUUACCCUCAUCCCGACUAUAACGAACGUUCCCGUCCUCCACACACCUAUCGCAAUAUCGCGGGAUGGGAAAGUGGCUCUCAGAAAUUAUAUUUUGAUGAACCCUCGCGAAGUGAUCUUGGUAAAGACCGAGACCUAGAGAAGGGAGCCAGGGAAACAGGUGCUACGCAUGAAUGGGCUAAUGGUGAGAAGAUUCGAAGAAAGAGUACUGAUGAUAGUAUCGACGGGUAUAAUUACGAUUCACAUAAAAGAGCUGAAAAGAAAGGAACGAUUGAUUUGGAAAAUUUGACACCAGAAGAAAGAGCGAUAGUUAUGAGAUUACCAUGGACGCAUUGGAUGAAUAGUGGUUUCAAAAAUCACUUUGUAGCAACAGUCGGUGAAUUUGUCGGCACAACUAUGUUCCUCUUCUUUGCCUUUGCCGGUACUCAAGUCGCCAACAUCGACAGUGACACAGCAAACACUACAACAGGUGGUGCUACCGGGUUCGAUGUCUCAGUUGAACUCUACAUCUCCAUCAUCUUCGGUUUCUCCCUCAUGGUAAAUGUUUGGAUCUUCUUUCGUAUUUCAGGAGGUCUCUUUAAUCCCGCUGUGACCCUCGGUAUGGUCCUCGUUGGCGCCCUUCCCAUCGCCCGUGCCAUAUAUCUAUUUGUCGCUCAAAUUCUCGGUCUCUUUCCUACUACAUUCAAUGUACGAACUACGCUGGCUGCUAGUACAUCGACGGUGCGUGGUGUUUUUAUUGAAGCGAUCUUAACGGCUGAAUUAGUUUUUACAAUUUUUAUGCUAGCAAAGGAAAAACAUAAGGCGACAUUCAUUGCGCCGGUGGGUAUUGGUUUGGCAUUAUUUAUUGCGGAGAUGGUGGGUGUGUUCUAUACUGGUGGAAGUUUAAAUCCAUCCAGGAGCUUUGGUCCUUGUGUUGUUACUGGGUCUUUUGAUAAGGAACAUUGGAUUUAUUGGGUCGGACCAAUUAUGGGUACAUUCAUCGCAGUAUUUUUCUACAAAUUCAUCAAGAUGCUCGAAUACGAAAUGGCCAAUCCAGGUCAAGAUGGAGAUGCUAAGAAUGAUCCUACACGGAAUGAAAAGAAGAGAGAACAAAUUUUGGAGGAAAGACAGAGGAGGUAUGAUAAGAGGAGUGGAAUGGGGUGUUUGGGACCGGGGAGUAGGUGA
Messenger RNA from Sclerotinia borealis F-4128, 1404 nucleotides. The record is from the annotation of a GenBank genome assembly. Lineage: Eukaryota; Fungi; Ascomycota; Leotiomycetes; Helotiales; Sclerotiniaceae.